CUUUAGUGAAAGUCAAGCCGCGAAAACAUUCGUCUUCUAAUUUAACCAUGAGAUUAUGUAAUAUUAAUGGAAUAUCUUCGAAAUCUGAUGAAGUAAAAAUAUUUUGUUCAGGAAAUGAUUUAAUAGGACUGACUGAAACUAAGGACAGGCCUGGACUGCCAGACAAGAUGUUUCGAGAUGGUAGGUCUUUUAACGUUUUUCGUCGCGCACGUGUCGGUAGAGCAGGCGGAGGAGUUGCGUUAGUAGUUAAAAAGCACCUCGCUGGUAAAAGACGAUCUGACCUUGAAAGAGCUGAAUUUGAAUUUGUUGCUGUCGAAGUUAGCGCUGUUAAUAUUAUUGUCGGUGUGUUCUGUGGCGCCCCCGACGAGAUUUCAGAAGUUUUACCGAAGUUUCUAAAACAUCUUAGCAAAAUUUUAACUGAAAAUGAUUCACAACGGUUUUUACUAAUGGGUGAUUUUAACUGCCCUAAAAUAAAUUGGCAUUCUUUAAAAUCGAAUGUUGCGUACGAGCAAUGUUUAUUGAAAUUUUUAAAAGAGUUCAACCUAAAACAAAUAGUUUUGCUCCCAACGCGGAAAAGCAACACUCUCGACCUGAUAAUCGUACCUACUAAAUGGUACAUUAAUUCAGUUAACGUAGUCAGCCCACCAGCAAGUACGAAUGACCACGACGGACUAUCUGUCGUUCUUUGCCUUCCAAAAAUUAAAUCAAUCGAACCCCAGAAAAUUGUAUGGAAGUUUCUACCCGAAAACAUCAUGCCCUUUCGAAGUGCUCUUUUUGAAGUAGAUUGGAAAGUCAUUUUAAGGGAUAAAAAGUGUUCUGAAAUGACCCUUUUAAUUGAAAAUGAAAUAAUCAGUAAAGCUCUCCAGUUUUUUAACAAAGUAAGGCUAAAGCCAAAACGAUUUUCAUGUUCUUUCCCUCUUUCGCUAAAGCGCGCUAUCAGAAGGCGUGAUACCGCGCACAGGCGCUAUGUAAGAGCUACGAAUGAAGACUGUAAGAACAGAUUAAGAGGGGUCUGGAAAACCUACUCAAAAACCUGCGACUUGUCGAUACGAAAUUUUAUGAAUCGUAAGCUACAGGAUAUCGCAACAGCCUCCCGACAAAACCCAAAAAAGUUCUGGUCGUAUGUACGUAAAAGUGUUGACAAGCAGGGUAUGCCGAUUCUGCGAUGUGGUGAUCAGAUUGCAAGCACCGACGAAGAGAAAGCUGAAGCGCUAAAUACCCAUUAUUCGAGUGCACUUAUUUCGUGUAUGUCACAUUGUUCAGAUAGCGUAGUGACAUGUAAGACACCCGUCAGUGUGGAAAACUUUGUUAACGAAACAGACAUCUGGGAAGCCUUAAAAUUGGUUGAUAUUUCAAAAAGCAUUGGGCCGUUUGAGUUUAGCAACGAGCUAAUUAAAAUUUGUGGUUCUGCUUUAAUAGCACCGUUAAAAAUUUUAUUUAACUGUUGUCUUUCUGAUCGCAAAUUCCAGAGACUUGGAAAAUAUCAUAUAUUACGCCGGUGCCAAAGCAGUCGUGUGACCUUACGAUUCCUAAAAGUUGGCGACCGGUAGGACACGUCAGGUAACAACCUUGGAUUUGCACCCUUACGCAGUGGAACCCGUGGGAACCCGAGCUGCCGACGGACGGAUCUUCCUCAGUGAACGAAGCUUUGUUUUCCUCAUGGCCCGUUUAUGGAAUGAAAUUAAGCUUCCCAAGGAGUCGUACGAUUCUAUCCGACGAUUCGCGUCGUGUCUGGACUCCGUAAAAUGGAUGGAUUUAAAGUGGACCGAUUGUUUUAUUCAUAAAGAUCUCAGAUCUUUACUCUGACACUUACUGCCGGAUAUUUAUUUAAUCAUUGGUUUCUUUUUGUUUGUGUUUUUAUGAGCUGCUACUGCGGCAGCACAUU
Messenger RNA from Paramacrobiotus metropolitanus, 1885 nucleotides. RefSeq lists its product as uncharacterized. Lineage: Eukaryota; Metazoa; Tardigrada; Eutardigrada; Parachela; Macrobiotidae. The transcript has 2 exons. Gene Ontology annotation, molecular function: catalytic activity. The record is from RefSeq and is a predicted model, not a curated record. The coding region runs from base 48 to 1550 and encodes 500 amino acids.